AUGGGGACACUGAUGAGGAGCGGCUUGGCUGCAGGGUUGUUACGGAACCAAGUGGCUAUCGUCACUGGCGGCGGUACAGGCAUUGGCAAGGCUAUAGCCACAGAACUUCUGUACCUAGGGUGUAAUGUAGUUAUUGCCUCCCGUACAUUUGAUAGAUUAAAAUCUGCAGCAGAAGAAUUGAAUGCUGCCCGCUUGCCCUCCAACCCAGCCAUUGUUACUCCUAUCCAGUGCAAUAUUCGAAAAGAAGAAGAGGUUACCAGUUUGGUUAAAUCUACUGUAGAUCACCAUGGCAAGAUCAAUUUCCUGGUGAACAAUGCAGGAGGCCAAUUCUUUUCUGCUACCGAAUCCAUCAGUACAAAGGGAUGGAAUGCUGUGGUUGAAACCAACCUGACUGGUACCUUUUACUUUCUCAAAGCAGUUUACAAGUCCUGGAUGAAGGAACAUGGAGGGUCUAUUGUGAAUAUCAUUGCUCCAAUAAGACAUGGAUUUCCUAGAUCUGCGCAUAGUGGAGCAGCAAGAGCAGGUGUUGAAAAUAUGAGCAAAAGUUUGGCAAUGGAAUGGGCCUGCAAUGGAGUAAGAGUCAAUUGUGUCUCUCCUGGAAUAAUUUAUUCUUCAACAGCCUUUGAUAACUAUAUGGGCUCUGCAAAGGAUGUGGUGGAAGGAUACUUUCAAUGCUGUGCAGCUAAGAGAUCUGGUGUUCCUGAGGAGGUCUCUUCUGUUGUGUGUUUCUUGUUAUCUCCUGCAGCCUCAUAUAUUACAGGACAAACAAUAGAUGUGGAUGGUGGCCUUGAAUUAUAUUCCCAAACAUGGGACAUACCAGAUCAUGAUAAUUGGCCCGAUGGACCAUGGGACCUGUCCACAAUCAAAAGACUGAAAGCUUCUCAUGAGGCUAAAAAGGAAGUCUAA
Gracilinanus agilis (Agile Gracile Mouse Opossum) is the source of this 906-nucleotide messenger RNA. RefSeq names its product peroxisomal trans-2-enoyl-CoA reductase (gene PECR). Gene Ontology annotation, cellular component: peroxisome. The record is from RefSeq and is a predicted model, not a curated record. Gene Ontology annotation, biological process: phytol metabolic process. The transcript has 8 exons. Bases 1 to 906 code for a protein of 301 amino acids. NCBI's taxonomy places the organism in Eukaryota, Metazoa, Chordata, Mammalia, Didelphimorphia, Didelphidae. Gene Ontology annotation, molecular function: trans-2-enoyl-CoA reductase (NADPH) activity.